GCCACUGUCUUUCUUAAUUUGAGCCAUCUUCACAUGGCCAUGAGUGACCCGAGUUCAAAUCCUGCAGACUGGGUGCAAUUCUAUCAAGGGCAGGGGCAGGGGUCUGGCCGACAAAUGGCGCAUCCUCAUUCAUCGGCGAUGUUCGGCCGGGCUCCAAUGGUUGCAGAAGCAAUUGUAACCACGACUACUACGGCUACCACGGCUUCCUCGAUCAGCUCAGGCACUAUGAAUAGUGCCACCACUCACUUAAACAAUGAAACCCGUGGUGGUAGACCGGCUCGUCGUCGUUCUAGGGCUUCAAGAAGGGCUCCGGUCACUCUCUUAAACACAGACACAACAAAUUUUCGAGCCAUGGUGCAACAAUUCACCGGCGUACCGACUGCUCCAUUUCAAUCGACAGUCCAUCCUAGUGGCCCAAAUUUUGAAUUUGGGAGCCACGAUCGUCGACUAGGGACGAUGGGUCCACCGGCACGACCUUAUUAUCAUCAUCAUCUAUAUUCUCAUCAACAUCAGCAGCAGCAGCACCAGCAGCAGCAACAACAACAUCAACUAAGGCAAGAAGAGUCCAUGUUUUCAGUGGGCCAUGGUACUGAUGUCUACCAUCCAGGGUUUGGAAACCCUAGGCCCCACUUGGAGAUUUCACAAGGGUUUUUGGAGAGUCUUUCUUCUCAUGUGAUGCCUAGACAGUCGUCCACAGAAAAUGACACUAGUGGUUUCAUUUUAUGAAUUAGAUUAACCAACGUAGUCUCACGUGCCAACUUAUCACAUGGGUAGCACAUCAUAGCCGUGCAUAAGGUGGGUCUCACCAUAAAAGAGUCUAGUACAAAAUUCAUGCAAGUCCGUUCAUCAAGUAGGCCAUGAGUGUACGUGUGAAUCAUACCACACAUGGAUUGAUUUGAACCAUCCAUUGUUUUCGUACAGAUAGCCAUUCAUCUGGUGAGUGGACCAACAGGAUUUUUGUGCCAGGUGGAUGUCCUAUGCAAGUGACACGUUGGCAUCUGAAAUCAUUCCCCUUAACUGUUAGACAGAGGCAUAGAUAGCUGCAAUGACACUUGUAAAUAUCUAUUCCCAAUGAGAUAUCUUUGCACACAUCUUAUAUACGAGUUUUAUAUAAUGUACGGUUUUGAUUUCA
This is a messenger RNA of Magnolia sinica, 1132 nucleotides long. RefSeq lists its product as uncharacterized. Bases 34 to 726 code for a protein of 230 amino acids. Lineage: Eukaryota; Viridiplantae; Streptophyta; Magnoliopsida; Magnoliales; Magnoliaceae. The transcript has a single exon. The record is from RefSeq and is a predicted model, not a curated record.